AUGAAGCUCUUGAAUUGCGGUGGAACAGUGCAAUUCGAUCACAACAGCUAUCAUCGUCACCUUGAUGGAUUGCAGAAGCUAUCUUUUGGACUUGAUUAUGAGGAGGAGCCAUACAACGGAGAUGACGUGAUCCACCUAUUGCUUGAACAUCACCGGUCGCUCGAUCAUAUUGUCGUCAUUGGUAAUAUUACUGAUGCAGGCGCUCUAUGGCAUGGUCACCAUAUCAAUUCAUCAUGCGAAUUUGGUCGUUUGGAACAAAUUGAAAUCAGUGCUUGCGAUGAAGAAGCUUUUACGCUGACCACUUUCAUCAUCAGCAGAUCACCGCACCUUCAACACAUCAGUAUGGAUCUCUAUGCAGCAAACAAUGAUGGAAUAUGUAAUGCUGUCAAACGAUUGCCCAAUUUGCGCAAGAUUACAGCAAGACAAAUCACACCCGAUUCACCAUCAUUUGAGACGUUGCUUCUCCACCACGCACAGCUGGCCAUGAAGUCGUCUCUAAAGGAAUUGGAGAUAACAUUUCGUAUGAAUGCUUCACAUUUGCCUUGGGUAGCAGCCGUUGCAGGACUUGAAAACCUGGAAAAACUUGUACUCUCGACAGCGCCUACCAAUAACCCUUCAACGUUCGUGUCGAUCUUGGGAAUGCUUGGCAAGGGAUGCCCUUCUUUGGAGUACCUAUAUUUGGAUUGCUUUCGUUCUACAAUACCUGAUGGAGCCAUCGCACAAAUGAAGCAUCAUCCAACACUGAAACGUCUCCAUGUGCGUGCAUCAACCAUCAGUGAUAGCGACAUCAUCAGCCUUUUAUCAUUCACGAAUCUCAAGCAUGUUGUCAUCGUUUCCACAUUGAAGGAUUACCUUUUCGACUUGUUGAAGAAGCAUAUUGCACACGUUGAACAAAGGCGCUGGUGA
Lichtheimia ornata is the source of this 906-nucleotide messenger RNA. RefSeq lists its product as uncharacterized. The record is from RefSeq and is a predicted model, not a curated record. The coding region runs from base 1 to 906 and encodes 301 amino acids. NCBI's taxonomy places the organism in Eukaryota, Fungi, Mucoromycota, Mucoromycetes, Mucorales, Lichtheimiaceae. The transcript has a single exon.